AUGGCCAAUCUGUCUAAAGAACAACUCCCCAUACUCUCCCCGUGGGGAAAAGCUGUCGCUGGUGCGGCAGCAGCUAUGAUUGCCAACGCUCUCGUCUAUCCUUUGGAUUUGGCAAAGACCCGUCUCCAGGUGCAAACUAAAUCUACCGACCCAAAUCAUGAAACCUACACCAGCAGCUGGGAUGUCAUUCAGAAAGUCUAUGCCAAAAAGGGCAUUAAAGGUGUUUACGCUGGCCUGAGUGGAACCCUUCUCGGUACCGCCAGCACUAACUUUGCUUAUUUCUAUUGGUACUCACUCGUCCGCGACGCAUACAUUCGCCGUAGCCCCGGCAAGUCUUUGACAACCGCUACCGAACUGCUCCUAGGCGCAGUUGCCGGUGCUCUUGCUCAGCUGUUCACAAUUCCUGUCUCGGUCAUUACUGCCCGCCAGCAGACCUCCGACAAUGACAGCGGCUUUUUCGCUACCGCCAAAGAUGUCAUUGGCCAAGACGGCAUUUCCGGUCUGUGGCGCGGACUCAAAGUCUCUCUUGUCCUUGUUAUCAACCCUAGCAUUACUUACGGCACUUCCUCGCGUGUUCGUUCUCUUCUUUUCAAGGACAAGAUUUCAUUGUCUGUAGGUGAGAACUUUAUUCUGGGCGCCGUGUCCAAGGCGGCUGCUACUAUCGCUACACAACCCAUGAUUGUUGCCAAAAUCAUGCAACAAACUAGUAAAAAGGCCAAGGCCAGCCAAGAAUCCGACGAAAAGGGCGAGUCCGUCCCCGUGUUUGACUCUUUUGUCGACGCUAUCGUCUAUCUGUACAAGACCGAGGGCCUUCUGGGCAUGUUCAAGGGCUUGGGCCCGCAAAUCAGCAAGGGUAUUAUUGUCCAGGGUCUGCUUCUUGCAUUCAAGGACAAGGCCGAGCUCUAUAUGGUUCUCCUCAUGCGUUUGAUCCAAAAGCGCAGCGCCAUUCAACUCGCAGUCGUUUAA
Molecule: messenger RNA, 966 nt
Organism: Wickerhamiella sorbophila
Lineage: Eukaryota; Fungi; Ascomycota; Dipodascomycetes; Dipodascales; Trichomonascaceae
Product: Peroxisomal adenine nucleotide transporter 1
Exons: 1
Coding region: 1-966 (321 amino acids)
Biological process (GO): transmembrane transport
Source: RefSeq, a predicted model, not a curated record